This is a messenger RNA of Harmonia axyridis, 2323 nucleotides long. Its product is annotated as mitochondrial potassium channel ATP-binding subunit. NCBI's taxonomy places the organism in Eukaryota, Metazoa, Arthropoda, Insecta, Coleoptera, Coccinellidae. Gene Ontology annotation, biological process: transmembrane transport. Gene Ontology annotation, cellular component: membrane. The transcript has 13 exons. Gene Ontology annotation, molecular function: ATP binding; ABC-type oligopeptide transporter activity; ATP hydrolysis activity. Bases 161 to 2188 code for a protein of 675 amino acids. The record is from RefSeq and is a predicted model, not a curated record.
UUAUAGGUUAUAAACAUUGGAUUAACAAACAACAGGUCGAUUAUAAAUUUCAAUAAUUAGGAUGACCUAACAGAAAUAUUUUCAAACAGAAAGAAGCCACUCGACUUAUAUUAAUUGAUUAUAUAGAUAGUAUGACGAUUUUAUAACUUAGUUGAUAAAGAUGUCUAGGCUUUUUUUGAAUUCGUUUGAUAUUCGCAAUUUUUUCAGGAGCAAAACAAUAGUUUUAAGAUCCUAUAGUAAAUUCUAUAGUAAAGUUCACAAUGCUCCUCAAGAAAAAAUACCCAACUUGUUACAAAAAUCUUCUAAAAUAGGUGUAUUUGCGGGUGGUGGAACUGUAGCAGCAAUUAUUUUAAGAAAUCACAGAGUAUUUUGUGAGAAAAAAACAAGGUUAUCAGGAUACAAAGAUAUAUCAACGAAAAAUGUUCCAUUCAAUUGGAAAAAAUUAUGGAAAUAUCUGAAGCCCCAUGUUUUUUACUUCUUUGCUGCAAUAGCAGGUGCCUUGAUUGUUGCUAUCCUAAAUAUUCAAAUACCUUUAAUAAUAGGUAAUAUAAUAAAUAUUGUUUCUAGAUUUGGAGAAACAAAUAAUAGUAAAUUAUUCAUUGAGCAAAUGACAAUUCCAUGUAUAAAGAUAAUAGCAAUGUAUGGAAUGCAGGCUUUCUCCACAUUUUUUUAUAUACAUAUGUUAUCACAUUUGGGAGAAAAGAUGGCUUUUAGUAUGAAGAGAGAUUUAUUUGAAGCAGUUCUGAAGCAAGAUAUUGGUUUCUUUGAUGAUCACAGGACCGGAGAAGUUAUCAAUAGGUUAACUUCAGAUAUUCAAGACUUCAAAAGUAGCUUCAAACAGACAGUUUCAGGUGGUCUCAGGGCUAUUACUCAAAUAAUAGGCUGCUCAGCCUCUCUAGUAAUGAUUUCUCCACAAAUGACACUUAUUACUUUGUUAUGUGUUCCAAGUAUUGUUGUUGUUGGAACUAUAUUUGGAAAGUUGUUGAGAAAUAUAUCAAUCAGGGCGCAAGUGCAGGGAGAAAAAAGUACGUCUGUAGCAGAUGAAGCAGUUGCUAACAUUAGAACUGUGAGGGCAUUUGCUAUGGAAGCAGAUGAAGAAAAGUUAUUUGAAACUGAAGCUGCUUUAGCAAUGGAUCUCAACAUUAGAUUAGGGUUUGGGAUUGGUUUGUUUCAAGCAGGAACAAAUCUUUUUCUUAAUGGAAUGGUUUUGGGGACAAUAUACAUGGGAGGUUACCUGUUAGCUACAAAACAACUAUCCUCUGGGGAACUAAUGGCAUUUUUGAUAGCUUCACAAACUAUCCAAAGGUCUUUUGCACAGAUAUCAUUAUUGUUUGGUUCUGUUAUAAGAGGUAUGGCAUCAGGAACAAGGGUUUUUGAAUAUAUGGAUAUGAAACCAAUGAUACCUUUGACCGGGGGUCAUAUUAUUCCUGAUGAUAAAUUAAAGGGUAAUAUUGAAUUCAGAAAUGUAGAAUUUUCUUAUCCUUCUAGACCAGACCAGGUUAUUUUGAAGGACUUCAAUUUAUCGAUUCCUGCUGGUAAAACUGUAGCCAUUGUUGGAGCUUCAGGAAAUGGUAAAUCUACAGUUGUUGCUCUAUUGGAAAGGUUUUACGAUGUCAAUGCAGGCAGUAUAACAUUAGAUGGUGAAGAAUUGCUCUCAUUAGAUCCUUCCUGGUUGAGAAAACGAGCAUUAGGGUUGAUCAGCCAAGAACCAAUAUUGUUUGGAACAUCAAUUAUUGAGAAUAUUCGAUAUGGUAAACCUGAUGCUACUGAUGAAGAGGUGAUUAAUGCAGCUCACCUGGCUAAUGCUCAUAAUUUCAUCACCAGUUUUCCCCAAGGUUAUGAAACUUUAGUUGGAGAAAGAGGUGCUACAUUAUCAGGUGGACAAAAACAGAGAAUCGCUAUAGCAAGAGCGCUUUUGAAAAAUCCAACUGUAUUAUUAUUGGAUGAAGCAACUAGUGCCCUCGACACAGAAUCAGAGAAAAUUGUUCAAGCAGCCCUAGAAAAAGCUCAAAAAGGAAGGACUGUUAUCGUUAUAGCUCAUAGGCUCUCAACAAUUGAAAAUGCUGAUAUAAUAGUGGUACUUCAUCGUGGUAAAAUAGUAGAGGUUGGCAAUCAUGAAUUCCUUAAAAAUUCAAAAGGUUACUAUUGGUCCUUAAUCUAUCAGCAACAAGAAGUUCCAGCAGGAUAAGAGGACCAAAAAAAUUGUUACAAAGACCAAAAAUUGAAUUCUUAUUUUAUAUUUGCAAUUCUAUUGACAUUAUAACAUCUAAUGUUGUUUUUGAUUAGAAACAACUGAAUAAAGAUAAAACAUAUUAACAAGGUA